CGUGGGAGCUGGGGACGUUGGUUAGUGGGCGACGUGAGAUUGAAGUUGUGUGCGUCGCCCUCGCCAAAUUCGCGUGUGCGCCUGCCGCCAAGCACUAGGUAGAAUGCGGCAAGGCGCUGCACGGGCCAGAACAGCAACACCACCGGAGGAAGGAGCGACGAGCAUCGCCAGCGCGAACGCUAACAUGACUGCUUCUUGAAAACAUUCAAUGUUGCUCUGCGUGCACCAAUGUGAUCGAUAGUCUAGCCGUCUUGUUGCUGAGGAAGCACCUUGACAACGCGACGCGAUACAAUCACGAUACCUCAUCCACCAUGGCUACCAGCAGCAACAAGGCCACCAAGAUGCAAGUCAACCGCCUCCCGGCACCCGCCCUCUUCGUCGGCCCUCCCUCCCACAAUGCCUCCAACACCUCUCUCCUCUCGCCCACCACCGAGCCCCGCAGUCCGACCAAAGCACCCCUCGUCCGCCAGCGCUCGCUGCUCGCCCCAGACGCAAAGCGGCCUCUCCCCCCAACCACUGACGCCUACGAUGGCGACCACCUGAGCCUGAUCACCUCCGACUCGGCCGGCACCGCGCCCUUUGUGCGACGCCAGCGCCAGCAGAGCCGAGCCGCGGAUGCCGAAGCCGCGUCGCGCGCCGAGGCCAUCUGGGCCGAGAUGCAGAACACGCUCGAGGAGGUCGAGCUGAGCGCCAUCAGAAGACCGGGCAUGACGGUGUUUGGCUCGGAGCACUCGCGUGCGCUGGACGAGCUGAGGAGCGCGCAGAUUGAGCUUGCCAAGGCGUGGGCGAGGAGCGACGACGACGGCGAGAGUGCCGAGCAGCAGAAGAACGCGUCUGAUGCGGGGAGCUCAGCGCCGCCGGCGAAGAUGACGAGUCCGAGGGGUGGGUCGAGUCCGGGAAAGGGGGACAAGUUGUUUGACAGGGCACGGCUGGAGGAGGAGACGGAGAAGGACAUCGAGCUGAGCAGGAAGAGGCGGGAGGAGAACGACAGGUACUUUGAAAAGGUCAACAGGGGCGUACAGGAGGUCGUUGCUCGACUGGAACAGGUUGCAAAGGCAAUGCGGAGCGUGGAGAACGAGAGUAAUGAGAUCUGGGGACGCAGCGAGCAUGACUCCGCAGAGACCGCAAGUGUGCACUCCACGGUGAGUCUCACAUGAUAGCACUCAUCAAUGGAAACCAGCGAGCAUGGCACCGCAGAGGCCGCAAGUGUGCACUCCACCAAACCUAACAUGAUCAGCACUCAUCAAUGAAAUAAACCAACAUCGAGAACAUCUUCAGCAGAUAUCUGCAAGGAACAACAUCUUUGGGUAUCUCCUCUUGUCCAACUGCAAGAC
Molecule: messenger RNA, 1334 nt
Organism: Didymella exigua CBS 183.55
Lineage: Eukaryota; Fungi; Ascomycota; Dothideomycetes; Pleosporales; Didymellaceae
Exons: 1
Coding region: 312-1157 (281 amino acids)
Source: RefSeq, a predicted model, not a curated record